GGACUUGCGAGAGAGUGGGCGAAGCUACUUUGCGUCAGCAGCGCGCGCGGCUGCCCGUCGCGGAGAGAUAACGCAGCUCCCAAGCCUGGGCUGUCAGUCAGAACUCCGCCUGGUCCGGGCCAAGGGGCCGCCGGGGCCGGCGGAGCCAUGGCCGCCGUGUUUGACCUAGACUUGGAAACCGAGGAAGGCAGCGAGGGCGAGGGCGAGCCGGAGUUCAGCCCUGCGGAGGUGUGUCCCCUUGGCGAGUUGAGGGCUGCUGGCCUGGAGACGGUGGGACACUAUGAGGAGGUGGAGCUGACGGAGAGCAGCGUGAACCUGGGCCCAGAACGCAUCGGACCCCAUUGCUUUGAGCUUCUGAAUGUGCUGGGCAAGGGGGGCUAUGGGAAGGUGUUCCAAGUGAGAAAAGUGCAAGGUGCCAACUCGGGGAAAAUAUACGCCAUGAAAGUCUUGAGAAAGGCCAAGAUUGUACGCAAUGCCAAGGACACAGCACAUACCCGGGCUGAGCGGAACAUUCUAGAAUCUGUGAAGCAUCCCUUCAUUGUGGAGCUGGCCUACGCUUUCCAGACAGGUGGCAAACUCUACCUCAUCCUGGAGUGCCUCAGUGGUGGUGAACUCUUCACACAUCUUGAGCGAGAAGGCAUCUUCCUGGAAGACACAGCCUGCUUCUACUUGGCUGAGAUCACGCUGGCCCUGGGCCAUCUCCAUUCCCAAGGCAUCAUCUACCGGGAUCUCAAGCCGGAGAACAUCAUGCUCAACAGCCAGGGCCACAUCAAAUUGACAGACUUUGGACUCUGCAAAGAGUCCAUUCAUGAUGGUGCCAUCACGCACACCUUCUGUGGCACCAUCGAGUACAUGGCCCCAGAGAUUCUAGUGCGCAGCGGCCACAACCGGGCAGUGGACUGGUGGAGCCUGGGGGCCCUGAUGUACGACAUGCUCACUGGAUCGCCGCCCUUCACCGCAGAGAACCGAAAGAAAACUAUGGAUAAAAUCAUGAAAGGGAAGCUGGUGCUGCCCCCCUACCUCACCCCGGAUGCCCGGGACCUUGUCAAAAAGUUUCUGAAGCGGAAUCCCGUUCAACGAAUUGGGGGUGGCCCAGGAGAUGCUGCUGAGGUGCAGAGGCACCCCUUCUUCCGGCACAUCAAUUGGGAUGACCUCUUGGCCCGCCGGGUGGACCCUCCCUUCAGGCCGAGUCUGCAGUCAGAAGAGGACGUGAGCCAGUUUGAUACACGUUUUACACGGCAGACUCCAGUAGAUAGUCCAGAUGACACAGCCCUCAGUGAGAGUGCCAACCAAGCCUUCCUGGGCUUCACGUAUGUGGCACCUUCUGUCCUGGACAGCAUCAAGGAGGGCUUCUCUUUCCAGCCCAAGCUGCGUUCCCCCAGGCGCCUUAACAGCAGCCCCCGCACCCCCAUCAGCCCCCUCAAGUUCUCGCCCUUUGAGGGGUUCCGGCCCAGCCCUGGCCCACCAGAGCCCAUGGAGCCAUCUCUACCUCCACUCCUGCCACCACCAUCACCACCACCACCCACAAGCACUGCCCCUCUUCCCAUCCGUCCCCCCUCAGGGACCAAGAAAUCCAAGAAGGGCCGUGGGCGCCCAGGACGCUGAGAACAGAGGAAGAGGGCAGCCCUGAGGCCAGCUCCCUGUUGGCUGUGAGGACCUGGCCGCCUCCCAUCUGGGUGUAUCUCUUGGGUGGCUGAGCCCUAUAAUCAUGUACAUGUAGGGCUGCAGCGUACAGCCCUGGCAGCAGACUUACCACGGGUCUAACACCCAUCCCACCAGAAGGGACUUCACCUGUGCCCUUAGAGAAUUAAAGGACUGAAUCCUGGCA
Messenger RNA from Myodes glareolus (Bank vole), 1828 nucleotides. It is a transcript of the gene Rps6kb2, whose product is annotated as ribosomal protein S6 kinase B2. Gene Ontology annotation, molecular function: ATP binding; protein serine/threonine kinase activity. Lineage: Eukaryota; Metazoa; Chordata; Mammalia; Rodentia; Cricetidae. The record is from RefSeq and is a predicted model, not a curated record. Gene Ontology annotation, biological process: protein phosphorylation.